CAUAAAACAGCAACGUUUUAGUUUUCGUAUUUGUUUCCCCUUAUAAAAUAAAUAAAUGCAUACCAUCAUGUGCAGACAUACAUCGCUAGCAGUCUCUUACAAUGCCUUAUUUAGGAUUUUAUGAUCCUUUCAUUUAUAUAUAUGACUGGUGUAUUAGUUUGAAUACUGUUUUAUAAGCAGAUCAGACAGGCAAUAAGAGGGGGCAGUUGAUAAAUGAGAUCAGUGUGAUUAUUAGAGAAAUACAGGGCUAGAUGGGCUAGAAGUCUUUUCUUUAACUCUGAGUCUAAAGAAUGUCCAGCUGCAACACAGCUUUAUGGAAUGUUCAGUGAUAUCACUGUGACAUCACUGUUUAAAAUACUCAGUCUGCUUGGUUGUCUGUAUUACUGCAUGUUCUGAAUUAGUUGAAUAUAGUAGUCCGACGUCUGCUUGAUUUCAAGAUUCGUUCUGCUGACAAUAUUCAGUCUGUAAGUUUCAUUUUGCGUGAUUACAUAUUGCUGCUCGAUCCAAAAGUCUGUAUUCAAUCUUCAAGAUUGUCUACAAGACUAAGAUUGUCUACAAGUCUCAAAGAUUACGCUGGUUGUCAACAAACAGCCAUGCUGAUCGCUGCAAGUUUCUUGCUGUUACAAUUUUGCUGUACCAAGGUGAACAAACACUCACCUGAUGCAAAGCAAUUGAAGAGCAGCAAACAAGCAAAAAUGAAGACAACAAAGGGACAACUGGAGUGGCAAACAAAAUAUCGAGGCCUGAAUGUCAUUCUUGAUAAGGAGGAAGAUGCUCUGUUCAGGACAAGCCCAGCUUUGAAAGUGUUUGAGACUCGCACUGCCUCUCCGACUUCCACUGCAUCUGAGAUCGAUGCUGCCUCUCCGACUUCCACUGCAUCUGAGAUCCAUGCUGCCUCUCCGACUCACACUGCAUCUGAGAUCGAUGCUGCCUCUCCGACUCACACUGCAUCUGAGAUCCAUGCUGCCUCUCCAACUUCCACUGCAUCUGAGAUCGAUGCUGCCUCUCCGACUUCCACUGCAUCUGAUAUCGAUGCUGCCUCUCCAACUCACACUGCAUCUGAGAUCCAUGCUGUCUCUCCAACUUCCACUGCAUCUGAGAUCGAUGCUGCCUCUCCGACUCACACUGUUUCUGAGAUCGAUGCUGCCUCUCUGACUUCCACUGCAUCUGAUAUUCGAUGCUGCCUCUCCGACUCACACUGCAUCUGAGAUCGAUGCUGCCUCUCCGACUGACACUGCAUCUGAGAUCGAUGCUGCCUCUCUGACUUCCACUGCAUCUGAUAUCGAUGCUGCCU
Megalobrama amblycephala (Wuchang bream) is the source of this 1294-nucleotide messenger RNA. RefSeq names its product cold shock-induced protein TIR1-like. NCBI's taxonomy places the organism in Eukaryota, Metazoa, Chordata, Actinopteri, Cypriniformes, Xenocyprididae. The coding region runs from base 594 to 1208 and encodes 204 amino acids. The transcript has 3 exons. The record is from RefSeq and is a predicted model, not a curated record.